Molecule: messenger RNA, 2148 nt
Organism: Colletotrichum karsti
Lineage: Eukaryota; Fungi; Ascomycota; Sordariomycetes; Glomerellales; Glomerellaceae
Product: Oleic acid lipoxygenase
Exons: 2
Coding region: 1-2148 (715 amino acids)
Biological process (GO): lipid oxidation
Molecular function (GO): oxidoreductase activity, acting on single donors with incorporation of molecular oxygen, incorporation of two atoms of oxygen; metal ion binding
Source: RefSeq, a predicted model, not a curated record
AUGUCUGCAUCAACUCAGUCGUUGCCCAACGGUGGCCCUCGCACGCCCCCCUUGUCGCUGAAUGACAUUCUUGCCUCCAACAUCAACUAUGAUGUGGAAGAGGAUCAGAUGAUCGUCUGGGACAAGGGUGUGUUUCUCAACGAACUUCAGAAACAGGGUCUCGCGCUUCAUACUGGUAGCAAUGGUGUAAUUGACGGCAGUCUUGCUGCCCACUCUGGACUCAAGAAGGGAACGUACAAGGGUACCCGGUUGGCAUUGACUGAGAUCUAUAGCAUGGCUGAAGAAUCUGCUGCGGCUCAUUUCAACGCAAGAGGCUUCGAGCCCAUCAUUCCUGUCAAUAGAGACCUCAAAGACAAGCAGGCAAUCUACAAAUGGAGUAAUCCAGAAGAUGGCUACCCUCCGCAUCUAGACACGAUUCCCUUGGAACUACAGCAAGGGCAACCGGGAGUCGGUCUCAUAUUCGACAUGGCGAAGUCGGGAUUCAUUUCCACCAUCUCCACAACUUUCUCCUUCAUCAUUCCCAAGGAGAUUGAGCUCGCGGGCACGCCAUUCGAGGGACCAACACUCGCCGAUUGCGAGAAGUACAACCACGGCAGCCCCAAGCCGCAAACAGACAUCAUGAAUGGCGAAAAUCUUGGUCACAAGUCAGACUGGUAUUCCGACUUCAGGUUCGCCCAGCAACACUUGAGCGGUGUAAACCCUUCAACCAUCACGACUGCUUCUGCCGAAUGGGUUUCUGCUUACGUGAAUGAAGCGUGCAAGCAAGGGCUGGACGACAUGAAGCAGCUGCUCCUGAAGGGCGAAGACUUGCUUAUUCAAGAUUACUCAUACUUCCGUGAAGCGACUGGUGUGAGCACCGACGAAACUUUCGAAAGUGUCGUUUACGGGACAGAUGGGACUGUUUCUCGGUAUGCCUGCGCGCCAGUCGUUCUCUUCCAACUGCACUCCGAUGGACGGCUUCACCCCCUCGUCAUCACCAUCGACUUCAAGGGCACGCUCGAAAACUCUGUCACCAUCUUCAACCGACGGUUGACCCCAGAUGCCAAGGAUGACAUCGAUGAAAAGGAUGACUGGCCAUGGAGAUACGCGAAGACGUGCGCCCAGACCGCCGACUGGUCGAGGCACGAGAUCGCUACGCAUCUUGUUGACACACACAUGAUUGAAGAGGCCAUCAUCGUGGCAACGAACCGGACUGUCCCCGAAGACCAUCUGCUCUACGAAAUCUUGAGCCCACACUGGUUCAGAACUCUCCCACUCAACGAGGCUGCUCGCAAGCUCCUGGUCCCGGGUGUCAUUGCUCGGAUUGCUGGAUUUGGGCCGACGAACGACCCGAAAACGAGCCGCGCACUGAGUUUGAUCAAGUGGUCGUACAAGAACUUCAACUUUCAAGACAAGUACAUCCCCAACGACCUCAAGAAGCGUGGUUUCGACGUUGAGGCGAUCACCGGAGACAAGUACCGCAACUACCCUUACGCUACCAACAUGUACUUUCUGUGGAAAGUCAUCCGCGACUUCGUACAGUCGGUUCUCGCAACCAAGUACAAGUGCGACGACGAUGUGCAGAAAGAUUCGUACAUCUCCGAUUGGUGCAAAGAGAUUCAAGGCAACGGCCAAAUCCCCAGUUUCCCGACAAUCAACACCGUUGACCAACUGGUUGAUGCUGUCACCAUGUGCAUCCACACCGCUUCGCCGCAGCAUACCGCGGUGAACUAUCUCCAGGACUACUACUACAGCUUCGUCCCCGCCAAGCCACCAGCGCUCUGCACGCCUCUGCCGACGGAUCUGGCAACACUCCAAGCCAUCACGGAGAAGGAGUUGACUGAGGCUCUUCCCAUCGGCAGCGAGGGUCCGAAGUGGAAAGAUUGGCUGCUCGCCGCUCAACUGCCAGAGCUGCUGAGCUACAAGGUUGAGUCGCGGUACAACUUGAUCAACUACGCCAAGUCCUUGUACAACGUCAACAAGAGUCGCACCAACUUUGAGAACGAGAACUUUGACUGUGGCGCCAUCAAAGAUGCCGCUGCGACUUUCUACAGUCGCCUGAGAGCUCUUGAACCGGUCUUUGACUGGAUUUCGGAUCAUCAGACGGAGGGAAGCACUGAGUACAAGGUCUUGCAGCCGGAGCUGACUGCUGUUUCGAUCUUGAUUUGA